AUGAGUUCAAAGAUUGCAACUGAGCAAGAUGUCCCGGUUCUGGUUGUGGGCGCUGGCCCUGCUGGGUUGCUUCUAGCACUGCAACUGGCAAAGAAUGGUAUUCGGAGCUUACUAGCUGAACGAAACCUAGAUUCAACCAAAUGGCCAAAGAUGGAUAUCACCAAUUGUGGAAGCAUGGAGCUACUGAGGAGACUCGGGAUUGCUGAUGACCUGCGGGCUCAAGGUGUCCCACAGCACUACUCUUUCGAUGUCCUGUUCAGCACGGGUCUCUCAGAAAACGGGGAGCUCAUUGACAAAUGGGAUCUUCCUUCGCCAGACGAAUGGCGACAACGGAUGCACACUUGCAAUGAUGGAACCAUGCCCAGAGAGCCAUAUCAGCGCUGCAGCCAGGCCAUCUUUGAAGCGUGGCUAAAGCGUCGCUUACAGUCUGAAGAGCUAAUUGAGGAUCACUUCGGCCUCAAAUUCGAAAGCUGUGUGGAAACCCCCGACGGUGUAAAGUCGGAACUCGUCGUCGUCGUCACUGGAGAGCGACACCUAGUGUCCAGCCAGUAUCUGGUCGGCUGUGAUGGCGCUGGCAGUAGCGUCCGUCGACAACUCGACAUCAAGAUGAUUGGUGGUCCUGUCGGCAGCGUCAUAAUAUCGCAAGACGAAAUCAACACUUGGACCAUCCAUAUUCCUAUAUCUCUUGACACGGAUUGGAAAUCUCUUGACCCAACAGAGUCUAUAUACCGAGGUCUGGGCGGUUCUUUGGCCCCUUAUGCUAUCAAGAUCGACGAAAUCCUCGUGUGCAGCUUGUGGCGCCCAAAUAUUGCCAUCGCAGAGCGUUUUGCGUCGGAAAGUUUCAAAGUGUUCUUAGCUGGAGACGCAGCUCAUCAAAAUAUUCCUACUGGGGGAUACGGCAUGAAUACAGCUGUCGGCGACAUCUUUGAUUUAGGCUGGAAGCUAUCAGCUGUUCUCAAUGGCUGGGGAGGCCAAGAACUGUUGCGCUCCUACGAAGUUGAACGCAAACCGGUUGCCAUCCGCAACAUUGAACGUUCUGGUCAACAUUUUCAGGUUCACCAGACAUACGUCAAGUGGGUGACCGAUGAAGGGGCAGAUAUCCUCUCCAAGAUGGAAGAGCGUAAAAGUCUGUUUGAUCGCAUUAAAACACAUACCGAGGCCCACCAAGGCGAGAAUAAGGACCACGGGAUCGAAAUGGGAACCUUCGUGCCAUCUUCUUGGCCCGGUGGUCGUGCUCCUCGUGUCUACCUCAAGGACGGGGACACCAGUAUUUUCCACCUGUUUGGGGCAGAGUUCUCGAUCAUUGACUUCACAAGAGCUUGGACUUGGAGUCAAGAGUUUGGAGCCGCAGCUGCUGAGCUCGAAAUUCCGCUUACGAAGGUUCACUUGCCAGAAGAGGCCCAGGCAAGAAAAGUCUGGGGUAUAGACGCCGUCCUUAUCCGUCCUGAUGAUCACAUAGCUUGGAGGUCGCCACUUGACGGGAAGGGAACAGAUGUGAGAGAAGUGCUAGAGGUUGCAUCAGGCCAACGCCCACAGACACGGACAAAGGAAACCAACCCAUCUUCUUCUGCAUUAGAGGGCGUCAAGCAGCAUGGAUUUACAUCAACCUUGGGCAAUGUCGUAGACGAUAGAGUAGAUCUUCUCGCCCCAUUUCAGCGCUAG
Colletotrichum phormii is the source of this 1662-nucleotide messenger RNA. RefSeq lists its product as uncharacterized. NCBI's taxonomy places the organism in Eukaryota, Fungi, Ascomycota, Sordariomycetes, Glomerellales, Glomerellaceae. Gene Ontology annotation, molecular function: FAD binding; oxidoreductase activity. Bases 1 to 1662 code for a protein of 553 amino acids. The transcript has 5 exons. The record is from RefSeq and is a predicted model, not a curated record.